AUGUCCAAUGGCGCCGCCAACACGGUCUCGAGCACGAAAAGAGCACAUCCCUACUUCCACUUCCUAGCGGGCUUGACCUCCGGUGUCUCCAGCGCCGUCCUCCUCCAGCCCGCCGACCUACUGAAGACCCGUGUCCAGCAGUCCCGGUCACACUCCCUCGUUCCCGUUCUCAAAUCGAUCCUCGCAGGUCCGCACCCAGUCGCGAGCCUCUGGCGAGGCACUGUACCCUCUGCACUUCGAACAGGCUUCGGCUCAGCGCUGUACUUCACGACCCUAAGUUCCCUCCGGCAGAUAUUCGCCAAUGCCUCGACAAAAUCCAUCGGCGAUGUAUUACCAGCCGCCGUUAAAAAGAGCAGCUCAGUCCUGCCCAAGUUGACCAACACACAAAACCUGAUGGCGGGCGCCAGCGCACGAGUCUUCGCAGGCUUUGUGCUGAUGCCCUUCACCGUGAUCAAAGUGCGCUACGAGUCCGACCUGUACGCCUACAAAUCAAUCGCGUCCGCUUCACGAUCCAUCUACGCAUCCGAAGGUCUGAGGGGCUUCUUCUCCGGGUUCGGCGCCACGGCGGUCCGCGACGCGCCCUAUGCAGGACUCUACGUGGUCUUCUACGAGGCUUGCAAGACGCGCUUGAACAAGAUCCUGUCGAGCGAAACAGACCAAAAUCCGUCCUUCGCCUCGUCCGCAACCAUCAACGCCUCAAGCGGUGUCAUCGCGGCCGGACUGGCAACCAGCUUUACGAAUCCCUUCGACGCCGUCAAGACGAGACUACAGCUCAUGCCGAAGAAGUAUCGGAAUAUGGUGAAUGCGACGAGGAUCAUGCUCAAGGAGGACGGACUCAAGAGCUUUUUUGACGGCCUUGCGCUAAGGAUGGGCAGGAAGGCACUGAGUUCGGCGCUGGCCUGGACCGUCUAUGAAGAACUGAUCAGCCGCGCUGAGCGGGUUGUCAUGACACAAGACCAGGAAAAGGCCGUGCUAUAA
This is a messenger RNA of Exophiala viscosa, 978 nucleotides long. Its product is annotated as MC family mitochondrial carrier protein. Gene Ontology annotation, molecular function: glycine transmembrane transporter activity. The transcript has a single exon. Bases 1 to 978 code for a protein of 325 amino acids. The record is from RefSeq and is a predicted model, not a curated record. Gene Ontology annotation, biological process: glycine import into mitochondrion. Gene Ontology annotation, cellular component: mitochondrion; mitochondrial inner membrane. Lineage: Eukaryota; Fungi; Ascomycota; Eurotiomycetes; Chaetothyriales; Herpotrichiellaceae.